Molecule: messenger RNA, 1547 nt
Organism: Aspergillus vadensis CBS 113365
Lineage: Eukaryota; Fungi; Ascomycota; Eurotiomycetes; Eurotiales; Aspergillaceae
Product: glycoside hydrolase family 71 protein
Exons: 1
Coding region: 110-1507 (465 amino acids)
Biological process (GO): mating projection tip cell wall disassembly
Molecular function (GO): glucan endo-1,3-alpha-glucosidase activity
Source: RefSeq, a predicted model, not a curated record
CACCCACUCGGGCUCUUUGCCCACAGUCACUCCUUUAUCGAACUACCACAGUUCAUACUCAGUUCUUCAAUUCUAUUUUACUCGUGCAGAUAGGCUAGACGCCCUCACGAUGACAAAAUCAUUGUUCAUCGCCCUUUUCGGGCUUCUAUGGGCUAAGCAGGCGCUGGGCGCCGCCGUGUUCGCCCACUUCAUCGUCGGCAACGCAUGGAACUACACACUCGCAGACUGGGUAGAUGACAUGACACUGGCCCAGGAGGCCCAUAUCGACGCAUUUGCCCUGAACAUGGGCUACGGUGACUCGUCCACCGCAACGCAGGCUGCUCUCGCGUUCGAAGCAGCCAACAAAGUCGACUUUAAGCUUUUCUUCUCCUUCGACUACGAAGGAGGCACCGGUGCCUGGCCAGAAUCUGACAUCCUCACUUACCUUAACAAAUACGCCUCCAAUUCCGCCCACUACAAGUACAACGGCAAGGCGUUCGUCUCUACUUUCGAGGGUACCGCCUACGCGACGGACUGGAAGUCCAUCAAAUCUCAGGUAGACUGCUUCUUCGUCCCGGACUGGUCUUCUCUCGGCGCAGAGGGCGCCUAUGAGGCUGGCGGUGGAGGUAUCGUCGAUGGCCUUUUUAGCUGGGGUGCCUGGCCUUCCGGUCCGAACAACAUGAGCAAUGCUACGGAUCUCACGUACCUCGACCUCGACAUCCCCUACAUGAUGCCAGCCUCUCCGUGGUUCUACACCAACCUCGCCUCGUACAGCAAGAACUGGCUAUGGCGCGGUGAUAGCUUGUGGCACGAUCGGUGGGAGCAGAUCUGGGAUCUGCAGCCGGAGUGGGUGGAGAUCCUUACCUGGAACGACUACGGCGAAAGCCACUACAUCGGUCCCAUCCGCGAAGAUGCAAUUAGUCUCAUGACGACAGGUGGUGCACCGCUGAACUACAUCGAGAAUAUGCCCCAUGAUGGAUGGAGAGACCUUCUGCCUUUUGCGAUCGACACUUACGUGAAAGGAAACGCCACUCUUGGCGACGAAGGCAUCGUCACCUGGUACCGACCGAACCCGUCGGAGUCCUGCGGCACAGGGGGUACUACUGGUAAUACAGCCAGUGAGGGACAGACGCUAUACCCGCCCGCUGAAGUUGCUGAGAAUAAGAUCUUCUACUCAGCGAUGCUUCAUUCGCAUGCAAAUGUCACUGUCACUGUUGGUGGCACGUCGUUGGGCGCUACUUGGGCCAAACACGGCCGGAACAGCGGCGCAGGACUCUACCACGGUGCUGUGGAGUAUGGUAGUGCGACUGGGAAGGUGGUGGUUAGUAUCACCCGGGAUGGGGAGACGCUGGCCAGUGUGGCUGGUCAGUCGAUUAACGCGACGUGUGUGAGUGACUUGUCCAACUGGAAUGCUUGGGUUGGAUCUAGCGUUGCUAAGAAUACGAAUUCCCGUCGUGAUGCUACACUCCCAGUGAAGAGUAGACAUGCGCACCGUCAUGUCGGGAGAGGACAUAACCGCUUUCAUUGAUGCAGGCAUAGUGGGAGUUUAGAUUUCAAUUCAAUUCGGU